AAAAGAGCUGCAUUAAAAAAGAUUUGUUGGCAAAUUUUAGAAGCUGCUGAGAUGUCCUGAUUUUAAAUGUUCAACGUUAGAUUACUAUGAAUGUUGUACCUAAGACAAUUGGAGGUAUACUCCAUAACCUGAAUAAAAGUGCAUCUGACUGGGGAUGGCCUAACCUCCUUGCUUAUGGCUGUCAGACUGCUGUUGUAGUGGUUGAUACAAGGACUGCCCAGAUUAUUCAAACUCUUGAGAAGCAUAAAAGUCAUGUGACGAGGGUAAAGUGGGCACGUGAGAAUUAUCAUCAUACAAUAGAAUCUCCGUACACACUACGGCUUGCCUCCGCCGACAACUCCGGUCACAUCAUUGUUUGGGAUGUCAGUGAAGCUUGUGAACGCAGCAGUUUCUCUGAAGGCAAUAAACCUGUUUUGGAGAUGGAAUGGCUUUCCACACAAGAUGCAUCCCAUGACCUUCUGGUAGCUCUUCACCCACCUUACUCAAUAAUCUUAUGGAACGUUGCAACUGGCACUAAACUUUGGAAGAAGACUUUCACAGAUAACAUUCUUUCUAUGACAUUUGACCCCUUUGACCCAUCUAACCUAACAUUGCUUGGUAAUGAUUGUAUCCUAUUUGUCAACGACUUCUCAAUUGCUAAGCCACCCUCAAGCAAUGGACGUAAAUUCUACAUCACAUCCCCAAACUCGACUCCUAGCCCAUCAGGUAGCAGCAACAACCUUACCUCAGGAGAAAAGAAAAAUGGAGGGAAAUCCAAAGGAGCAUUCAAUAGAGUGCGCCUCCUGGUUGGUGAUAAUAAACCAAAAAAUGGUGAGGGCGGUAGCUCUGAUGUGGACCCAAUCUCGUUGAACGACUGCAUUCAGUUAUGUUACCUACAGUCUUGCCGACAUCAUCUUCUUUUGUUGUACACGCGUGAAAUCCUCAUUCUGGACCUUGAGAUUAAUCAAACCGUCGGAACAAUCCCUAUGGAAAGAAGCGGUUCUCCAUUCCAGAUGGUUUAUCCUUGCAGACAACGUGAUGUGCUUAUAUGUAUGCAUGAGAAUGGUAGCAUCAGUGUUCGUGUGCGGCGCAAUGGACAGUGCGCCAACCCUCUCACGGCAGCAACGCCAAUUGACCAAAUAGGGAGUUUUAACAAUUUUCCAGGUGAUGGGGGAAGCGGUUUUGACCAGCUUGAUGUAAUAUAUGACCUACGUUGCCAGUCAGAUCCCCUGCGUGUCACCAAGCAUGUGCGUGCAUUCAGCAUCGCGGUGUCAUCAUCAACAGAACGUAGCAUUGCUCUUGUUAUGAGUGACGGCCGCAUUCUCUUCUGGAACAUGAUCACCAUUGACUACAUUCCAAGUACCAUCAGCAACACCCAUUCUCAGCUUGUCCUCACACCGCUGUACUCUCCUGGACUAUCCAGCGACAGUAACGGGGAAUUUGAAUUUUUACCGCCAAUAAAAUCACCUCAGAAAUCGCAAGCUGCUGCACCGUACCCAAAAAUGUGCUUAUCUGAUCUCAUUGGACACACUCAGGUACUUGGAAGCGAGAAACAACAACACGGACAUGAAGUUAUCUUAAAGUUUGUCUUGACAGGCUUGUUGAGCGGCGUCGGUCUGAUGCCGACUGUAAUUCGUAUGUGUCCACCGCUUACUACCAAGAAUCUUUCAUACCAUAAACCGUUGGUUGCAGUGGGUACAGCAACUGGUCUGGUGCAAGUAUUCAACUUGUCCACUGGGGCUCUUGUCAAAGAGUACAACAUACACAUAUCCAACAUUAGAGGUAUUGAGUGGGUCAACCUCAACAGCUUCUUUUCCUUCAGUCAUCCAAACCCCAAUAAUAAUGGACUAGUCCGAAAUGAGCUUCUUCUAUUGGAUCUCCAAACAGGACGGACUAUGCCAUUCAGGAAAGAAAAGGGGGAAGAGUCACCUAUUGAAGCUGUAAAAGUUUCUCACCUCAAGCUUUAUUUUAUUAUAAUGUUCAAAGAAAAGGCAUUCGAAGUAUGGGAUAUGAAGUCAUGUACAAUGCUCAGAGAAAUGCCUGGGAACUUUCCUAUAAUCACAACUUUGGAAUGGUCACCAUCACAUAAUGUCAAGAAUUUAAAGAAACGACAACAGGCUUUACAAGAAUCAUUAACGGGCAACUUGCCUGCUAAAGAUGCGACUCCAGUUACAACACAUAUACUAGAUACUGUUGGGGUACACACUAGCACUAAAACUGCUUCACCAUCCAUUGCUCGAGAGCAUUUUGUGUUUACGGACAACAAUGGACUUCUGUAUCAUUUCAUUGUUGAGGGCAGUACAGUUAAAGAUGGUUCCAAGAUGCCACCUGAGAGUGGAAUGGGUAGUGUGACAUGUAUUGCAUGGAAACAGGACCUGAUGGUAUUAGGUGACACUGAAGGCAACUUAAAUCUCUGGGACAUCAAGGGUAAAAUAUCCAGGAAUGUACCUACACACCGUGGAUGGCUGAAGAAGUUGAAGUUUGCUCCCGGGAAAGGCAAUAUGAGAUUAAUGGUGCUAUGGAAUGAUGGCGUUGAUAUAUGGGACACAUCAUCAAUUUCCAGAAUUAGUGGUCUUCGUGGUAAUAAGGAGAGUUUCAAAGUGCUGGAUUCUGAUUGGGCGUCAUCUGAUAAACCAGUUGUGCUUACCGAAGAUGGAUGCUUGAGAGUGUAUGACGUAGAGCUUAAGACUACCUGUACAUCCCUGGCGCAUAGUGUGCUUCCAGAACCUGUUUUCUGCCCUCAUCUGCUGACAGCAAAGGCCGGGCUAGCCAUGAAAUAUACCAUCCAACACCAGGCCUGGAAUGACUCGUACACCUUAGAACUUUCAAGUGAAUAUGAAACUCCAGAAGAUGAAAACAUCAUUGAGCUGGUGAAUACCCAGAUGAAUAUCUUGCCAAUGGAGAUCCAGUCCUACUUGGCUUCCUGUCCAUACGGAACAGCUCAACGUUGCUUGUUUGCUGCCAAUUUAUUUGGAGAUGAAGCAGAGAUGAACUUCUGGACUGUGGCACUGCAUUACUUGAAGAGCGAGCAAGCCAGACUUAGCUGUACAGUUCACAAGAAUUGCACAGAGCUUGCAGCAACACCCUCAACGUCCAACAUCUAUCUCCCUGGAGAUCCUCUAGACCCAAUGCAUAUAGCAGGUUGCAGUGAUCUAUUGCAUCUUACAGAUGGGAAGGAUAAUGCUGGAAAGCAAUGCACGUGCCUCAAGGAACCAUCUCUGGACUUCUGCUAUGAUACCCUCUGUACCAACCAGUCAUAUAAGCACUACCAACUGGAACGUCUGAGUCUCCAUGACAGCAAGAGGGCGACAUAUACACAUACUAAGAAAUGUGCAGAAAAUUUGAUGCUUCUGGGACAGACUGAUAGAGCUGUACAACUUUUCCUUGAAACUGAAUCAGAGAAUGACAGUUAUUACGUGGACCUUUUGAGGGCGUGCUUGGUGGCAACGAUCAGGUCUUCUGGUGCGUCUCAGAGUACAAUUAAACUAGUAGCAACAAGUCUCAUAGCAAAUGGUAGAUUAUCGGAGGGAGUGCAAUUGCUGUGUCUGAUUGAUAAAGGACUGGAUGCCUGCAGGUAUCUACAAACCUAUGGUCAAUGGAAUCAGGCAGUGUGGCUAGCCAAGGCGACCCUGAGCUAUGCAGAGUGUUGUGAAGUGCUUAAACGCUGGGUUGACUUCCUUUGUACUCCGAAUGUCAACCAGAAAUCAAUGGCCAUCUUGGUUCUGCUUUCAAUGGGACAAUUUCAAAGGGUGCUGGAGAUGCUUAUGAGCCUUCACUACUAUGACAGAGCAGCCAUGUUAGCUGAGGCAUGCGCUGAGUUCGAUGUUCUCCCUGAAAACAAGAUAAUCAGAAGUCUUCUGGAAAAGAUAUACAUUGAGUAUGCACGAUACCUGCUGUCACUAGGCAACAAGAAGGGGUAUGGAUACUUCUGCAACAAAGCAGCAGAGAAGGCGAAGAAAGUAAUCACAGAUCUGGAGUGGUCAUAAUGGCAUUUUAUGUCUGUCAAAAAUAAAUGCUUUUUGAAAUGUUCUAGUAGAGAAAUACAAGCAUGAUAAAGCUAGAUGUGCUAUGUAGUCACAAGCCAGGUCAUGUGACCAACUAAAAUGAUCCUGACCUGGAAUGGCUGUGUGAUUAUAUAUAGAUCAGGUAUAGUUCUGUGAUCAGGUUUUUGAAUUAGUGUUUUUAUCUUGAAUGAUCCUGUUAUGAAACACAUGGAACAGUCCUGUGAGGACGAAAGUCCUAAAAUCAUUCAUUUGGAAGGAAACCCAUUUUAUAUGGAGCAUAAUAUGUGCUAAAAUAUCUCGGAAUAGCUUAAAAUAGCUCAAAAUUGCCGGUUUUUCUGGAAGCCAGGAGGCUGGGCCCGACACCACAGAAAUUUUCAGACCUUCCUGACAGGCUGCUUAAACUCCACCCUGUUGGGCAAGUCUUGAUGCCACCACUGCUGCUACAGUCCUUAAGCUGCAUGUAUAACCAAUCAUAUUUUGUCAAGGUAAAAAGGAAGGUGUACACAAGACAGCAGUCAUUCAAAAGGGAGUACCUUACCAAAAUAAGUUGAGAUUAUGAAUCAAGCUUAUUAACCAUUUCAUACUUAAACUCUUCACCUUUUGUUAGGCCUUUAAUUCAUCAUUACUCCUCCACAUAUAUGAAAUAUACUUGUACCUAAAUCUACAAUGUAACUUGUAUGUAAUAUUCAGCAUCAUAUUGUUGCAGAAGUAUUUUAGAAUAUUUAUUAUAAGCAUUAAUUGUGCAAAAUUUAUAUGAGGUAGUUUUCAGUGAGGCAACUAUACAUAUCCUCUUAAUUAGAAAAUAUUAAUCUGAGAUUUGUGUGUAAAUAGAAAAAUGUUUUAUUAAAAUGGCAAUUUUUUAGAUUUUAUUUGGGUGGGAGGUUUCAAAAGUUUUGAAAUACCUUGUUACAGUGCCCGGUUUUGACAAUGUGUUAUCAAUAAUUGACCAAUUAGAACCCAGAUAUUGGACUGCAUGAAACCUAAUUAUGUGUACAUCUGUAAUUAAAGCUACAUUGAAGCUUUAUUGGUUUAGAGUUGUGCAAUUGUAUUGAACAUUAUUAAAUAAUGCAGAUAUAGUAUGGUAAUGUUAUGCUAAUGUUAGGCUAAUAUACUCGGAUUCAGUAAAAAUAUAUUUGUAUCUGUUGAGUACCAAAUGCCUAGGAAGCAUGUUAUGAUACUGUUAUAUAAUAAUACAGUAAUAAAAAAAGAUACACUUCAUAUCAUUGUAUUUAUAUUUUUGUGCAUUUUCAAGUGAAAAAUUAAAUAUCGUAACUGAUGCAUUUGAAGAUUA
This is a messenger RNA of Anneissia japonica, 5274 nucleotides long. RefSeq names its product WD repeat-containing protein 11-like. Gene Ontology annotation, cellular component: cytoplasm. Bases 87 to 3965 code for a protein of 1292 amino acids. NCBI's taxonomy places the organism in Eukaryota, Metazoa, Echinodermata, Crinoidea, Comatulida, Comatulidae. The transcript is spliced from 24 exons. The record is from RefSeq and is a predicted model, not a curated record. Gene Ontology annotation, molecular function: protein binding.